GAUCAAAUUGAACAAGGUGGCACUCUAGAAGUUCUACUUAUGUCCAGGUCUACUUCUGGGAACCUUUCCUUUUGCCUUAUGCUUAAUUCCCUGGGCGAUUUCAAAAGGAUUGAAAGGUGCUCGCCGAACAGACGAUCACAGGCUUCACAGCUCUGAGUAGUCCUUGUAACAAUGGCCGAGAAAUAGGUUAAUCUAUGAUAGGGAAUCAGGGAUCUAACCAAAAGCAGAGACCUCUCCGGUGUCCUCCUCGACUGUGGACAGUAUAAUCCCGGAGUGUUUCAUCCAUGUGUUUCUCGGGGAAACAACUCGCAGUGUGGGAGGACUUGAGAUGGUGUCUCAUCGAGGACGCUCUGUUUCGUGUGCUUACAGUCUAAUCCUGGCACACGACCAUGCUGCUCCUGUGCUCGAGAAAGUUAUAAAAGACGUGACUGGUGAUUGGAUUUUGUUGUCAGCUUCUUCUCGUCUCGGUCGGCAUGCGCUGCUUAUUGACCGCCUUUGUCACCCUCAGCCUCGCAGUAGUUUCCUUAGCGGCGCCCACUUUCAGCCCAUAUAAUGUGCAUGAGAAACGCAUCGCCCUUCCUAUUGGAUGGUCUCAUAGUCGAAGACACAAAAGUACGGCAACCCUCCCUCUGCGCAUUGCUCUGAAACAGAACAACAUCGAGUCCAUCGAUGAAUAUCUUAACGAUGUUUCUCACCCAAAGUCAGCUAACUACGGCAAGCACUGGACUGCAGGAGAGAUUGCCCGAAAAUUCGCACCCUCGGAGGAAUCCAUUUCCACUGUCAGAGACUGGCUUAUUGAGAAUGGGCUAACAAGCGAGCGCAUUGGUGUAAGUCCCACCAAGGGUUGGAUUAACGUCGAUAUCACUGUCGAAGAAGCGGAACGGCUCAUGAACACCGAGUAUAAUGUUUACACUCAUGUUUCUGGACAGGAGCACGUUGCUUGCGAAGCAUAUCACCUCCCUGAGAACAUCAGGGCUCAUGUCGACUUUGUCCUACCUUCCGUCAACUUCGAUGCGAAACUCAAGCGUCGAUCUGAUAGUCAGCAGGAAUCCACUCUCGCGAUUGGUCAACCUGGUGUAGGAAUCACCCCGAAGACUACUGGCACCAUUUCGCAGACAGUGACUGAGCUUGAGCAGUGUGAUGAGUACAUCACUCCGAUUUGCUUGAGGGCUCUAUAUGGACUUGUAUACGAGCCUGUUUCUACUGAGAAGAACAGCUUCGGCGUCGUGGAAUAUACUCCUCAGGCGUACUUGCAGUCUGACCUGCAACUGUUCGCUAUGAACUAUUCUACUGAUCUCAUCGGAAAGGAGCCAGUCCUGGUUUCCAUUGAUGGAGGCUAUGCACAAACCGAGUACCAAGGUUUCGAAUACAACGGCGAGUCAGACCUCGAUCUCCAAUAUGGAAUGACACUCGUCACUGGCAAGCAAAAUGUCACUCUUUACCAGACUGGUGAUAUGGUGGAAGGGGCCUCUUUCAACAACUUCCUCGAUGCCAUUGAUGGGUCAUACUGCACGUUUGAGGGUGGUAACAAUUACACUGUAGAUUCCGAAUAUCCCGACCCAUACGGAGGGGGUUAUGAGGGGCCCGAGGACUGUGGCACUGUUACGCCUGCCUACGUUAUAUCAACAUCAUAUGGGUACAAUGAGGCUGAUCUCACUCCGUUCUAUACUGCCCGUCAGUGCGCAGAGUAUGCCAAGCUUGGCUUGAUGGGUGUUACCAUCCUGUACAGCUCUGGAGAUGAUGGUGUUGCUGGUAAUGGUGAUGUUUGCUUGAACCCUAAUGGCACUCAGAGCGUAAACGGUACAAUUUUCAAUCCCACUUUCCCUGGUGUCUGCCCCUACGUCACAUCUGUCGGCGCUACCAUGGUCAAGCCAAAUGCAAGCGUCCUCGAGGCUCAACCUGAAAUGGCUUGCAUGGAAGUCAUCUACUCGGGUGGAGGCUUCAGUAACUACUUCGCGAUGCCCUCGUACCAGCAGAGCGCUGUCGAUUACUAUUUGGAAAACUAUCCUCCCAACUACCCUCCAAAUAUCUGGAACUCGACUGGGAAGUCUCGUGCUUUGCCUGACAUUUCUGCCAACGGAGCUAACUACGUUGUCGCUAUCGACGGUGAAUUCGAGCUUGUGUAUGGAACUUCCUGUUCUUCACCAGUUAGUGGCGCCAUCUUUACGAUGAUCAACGACGCCCGUCUCGCCAUAGGAAAGAGCCCGAUUGGGUUCAUCAACCCUACGAUCUACUCUGAGGAUUUCGCAGGUGCCUUCCAUGACAUAACUGAAGGGUCAAACCCAGGCUGUGGUACUGAAGGUUACAACGCAACCGUUGGAUGGGAUCCAGUCACUGGUCUUGGUACUCCCAAUUUCCCUAUAUUGCUCGAGAAAUGGCUGGCUCUUCCAUAGAAUAUGAUAAUCGCAUCUAGUGAUCCUGCUAUAAAGCAAAUCCGCACUUCUGUGUUCAUAAUUGGCUCAAUAGAAUUUUCUUGAUCUCUGCCCCCGUGUUACAUAUCUGCUCAAAUAACAUGGCCGAAUGCCUUGCGCUUCCUCCCGUCUUCUAGUUCUUCAUCGUGGUUGCCCUGAUAG
Molecule: messenger RNA, 2573 nt
Organism: Suillus bovinus
Lineage: Eukaryota; Fungi; Basidiomycota; Agaricomycetes; Boletales; Suillaceae
Product: peptidase S8/S53 domain-containing protein
Exons: 10
Coding region: 474-2393 (639 amino acids)
Biological process (GO): proteolysis
Molecular function (GO): tripeptidyl-peptidase activity; serine-type endopeptidase activity
Source: RefSeq, a predicted model, not a curated record